This is a messenger RNA of Sinocyclocheilus grahami, 1172 nucleotides long. RefSeq lists its product as uncharacterized. Bases 174 to 941 code for a protein of 255 amino acids. Lineage: Eukaryota; Metazoa; Chordata; Actinopteri; Cypriniformes; Cyprinidae. The transcript is spliced from 2 exons. The record is from RefSeq and is a predicted model, not a curated record.
GUUCAGGUCAUCUACACCAUAAGGGGUCAAAGGUGAACUUUUCAUCACGGUUCGGUCAAGGGUCCAUAAUCGGGGUCCAUCUGGACAGCUGGCACGGCACCCUGAGCUUCUAUAAGAACCGCCGCUGCAUCGGCAUAGCAGCUACUCACUUGCAGAAUAAGCGUCUGUAUCCGAUGGUGUGUUCGACUGCGGCCAAGAGCAGCAUGAAGCUGAUCCGUUCACAUUCUGCGCCCACCACAUUACAGUACCUGUGCUGCACACAGCUGCGCAAAAUGCUGCCCAACUGCGCAGACGCUCUGCGCGUGCUGCCUCUGCCGCCGGGUCUGCGUCUGCUGCUGUCUAACCAGCUGGGAUGGGCGCUGACCCUCGGCUGCGCAGACGCCUGCGCACACAACAGGGAAAACAAGGCCACACAAACAGAUGAUGGCGACUAUGACGAAUACACAAGCCCAUUUCCUUCCCACAAUCCCUCUGACAACGAACGCGUCUUUAUUUCUAGUUCCUUCUCUGAUAACCCUGGUUCUUACCAUGGUAAAGAUGAGCCUCUUGAUUCUACUUCCUGUCCAGAUGAUGCGCAUUAUCAAGAUGGUGUCUCCAUAAUGGAUGUUACCUGUUACCUUGAUCCCUCCUCACCUUCUGACCUCUACUGUGGCUCCGCCCCCAGCCCUGAUCAUAAUUCCAUUCCUGACCCUACAUUUCAGCACGUAUCUGCUUCCUGUCCUUGCUGUGGCCCGCCGGUAUCUGUUUCCAGCGACGACUGUAAGGGAAAUGAUGCCAGCUCUGUGUGUAAACCGGAACACACCGGUUCUUGCAUUCUAUGCUCCUCCUACACUCCACCAGGCCACGCCUCCUUUUGGCCUGACUCCGCCUCUGAGAGUGGCUCAGACGGCUUCUCUGCAGAGCUAGAGAUGUACCAGAGGAAACGCUGCCGCUGGACAUGAGACACAAUGUUUACCUGUAAAUCACAGGUCAAAGGUCACAUUUAACGGUGACUCACACUCACGUUGUUUCAAACUCAUUUAAGUAAGACUGCACGAUUAACCUAAAUUGUGAUAUGACUGUGUGUGAUUAUACAAUCACAAAGACUGCUGUUUAAUUAAAUGUCAACAAAAGAAAAUUGGUAAAGAGAAACACUUAGAAACAAUGUUGUUUGCAAAAAAAAGGGGAUUCAG